Molecule: messenger RNA, 1757 nt
Organism: Sinocyclocheilus rhinocerous
Lineage: Eukaryota; Metazoa; Chordata; Actinopteri; Cypriniformes; Cyprinidae
Product: acyl-CoA dehydrogenase long chain
Exons: 11
Coding region: 91-1416 (441 amino acids)
Biological process (GO): long-chain fatty acid catabolic process; fatty acid beta-oxidation using acyl-CoA dehydrogenase; carnitine metabolic process, CoA-linked
Cellular component (GO): cytoplasm; mitochondrion
Molecular function (GO): long-chain fatty acyl-CoA dehydrogenase activity; flavin adenine dinucleotide binding
Source: RefSeq, a predicted model, not a curated record
AGAAGAAGAAGAAGAAGAAGAAGAAGAAGAUUUGAUUUACCUUACCUUACCUUACCUGUCAGCGUUUGAGUUGAUCACGUCCACAUCAGUAUGUUUGCAAUAAAGACACUAAGGAGUUUUUCUCCUGCGACGAAAUUUUUUUAUUUGCGGAGUAAACAGGCGUUUAGCGUGAUGUCGAGAAUGCAGCAUGCGCAGGUCCAGCAUGGGGAAACAACAGCACCUUUUCGACCUGAAACGCCCAUGGCCAAGACACUGAUGGACAUCGGCACCAGACGGAUCUUCUCAGAGGAGCAUGACCUGUUCCGUCAAAAUGUGCGGCGGUUCUUUCAGGAGGAAGUUGUUCCAUAUCACGCUCAGUGGGAGAAGGCUGGAGAGGUCAGCAGAGAGGUUUGGAAAAAGGCCGGAGAACAUGGAUUACUGGGAAUAUAUACACCUGAGGAGCAUGGAGGAAUCGGAGGGGACCUUCUUUCUGCUGCUAUAGUGUGGGAGGAGCAAAUGUACUGUAACUGCAGUGGUCCUGGGUUCUCGCUCCACUCUGAGGUUGUAAUGCCUUAUAUCAGUCACUAUGGCUCCAAGGCUCAGAUCGAGCACUAUAUUCCACAGAUGACUGCUGGGAAAUGCAUCGGGGCCAUCGCUAUGACCGAACCUGGAGCCGGCAGUGACCUUCAAGGAGUGAAGACAUUUGCAAAAAAAUAUGGCACUGACUGGAUUAUUAAUGGGAGCAAGGUGUUCAUCAGUAAUGGCUGGAUGAGUGAUAUGGUGAUUGUAGUUGCUGUGACUAACCGUGAAGCAAAGACAGCAGCUCAUGGAAUCAGUCUGUUCCUGGUUGACAGCGGCACUAAGGGCUUCAAAAAAGGCCGCAAACUGGAGAAGCUCGGACUCAAAGCUCAGGAUACAGCUGAACUGUUUUUUGAGGAUAUGCGUUUGCCCGCUGAAGCUUUGUUGGGUCAGGUCAAUAAAGGAUUUUAUUAUAUGAUGAACGAGCUGCCACAGGAGCGCCUUAAUAUAGCAGUCAUGGCCCUUGCCAGCAGCGAGUUCAUGUUUGAAGAGACAAGGAACUUUGUGAUGCAGCGGAAGGCAUUCGGCAGGACGAUCGCUGACCUGCAGGUGGUGCAGCACAAACUGGCUGAGUUGAAAACAGACAUAUGUGUAGGUCGAGCUUUUAUUGACAGUUGCCUUCAGCUCCACAGUGAGAAGAAUCUGGACUCAAGCACAGCGUCCAUGGCCAAAAAUUGGGCCACAGAUUUGCAGAAUAGAGUUGCUACUCAGUGCCUGCAGCUUCACGGUGGAUCGGGCUACAUGUGGGAGUGUCCGAUAGCCAAGGCUUUUGCAGACUCCAGAGUUACACCCAUCUUCGGAGGAACCAAUGAGAUCAUGAAAGAACUAAUCUCACGCAACAUCGUUAGUAAAAAAUAAAUGCAGGAAAAAUAGAGAAAAAAAAUGUAGCGGGAGUUUCACUGAUUGUUUAUCUCAGAUGAGUUAUUCAACACAUACUAAAAGUUCAUGUCAUGUUAAAGUCUGCUUAUAUCAUAGGAUGUCUGCAGAGAGAACAUCUGUUUCUGUUCUUCUGUGACUACGCUGUAUGUAUGGAUAUUUUAAGCAACAUUUGUUUUCCAGGUGAACAGUUUGCACCACUAAUUUGCAGGGUUUGUUGUACAGGGUUUUUUGUUGUAGAGUUCAGAUACUUUUGUUGUGUUUUGACUGUUUGAUAUGUGAAUACCAGCUUUGUAUGUACUAAUAAAUCCAUAUAAAGCUAU